AUGGACACGAUAGUCGACCUCAAGGAUGCCUCGCAGGCACUGGAUCUCUCCAAUAUUCGCUUCCAGCUAAUCCGCCUGGAAGAUACAAUAACCUUCCACCUCAUCGAGCGCGUGCAGUUCCCGCUGAACAAGACGGUCUACAUCCCGGGCGCAAUAGAGCUGGGCGCGGACAAGAGCCUCAGCUUCAUGGACUGGUACCUGCGCGAGCAGGAGAAGAUCCAGUCGCGGAUCCGCCGCUACGAGGCCCCCGACGAGUACCCCUUCUUCCCGGACGCGCUGCAGCCGCCCAUCCUGAAGCCGAUCGACUACCCGCGCAUCCUGCACCCCAACGACGUCAACGUCAACGAGAAGAUCAAGCGCUUCUACACCGAGAAGUUCCUGCCCGCCGUGUGCCCGGACUUCGGCCGCGGCGACCGCGGCGAGUCCGAGGAGAACUACGGCUCCUCUGCCACCGCCGACAUCGCCUGCCUGCAGGCCCUGUCGCGCCGCAUCCACUUUGGCAAGUUCGUCGCCGAGUCCAAGUUCCAGUCCGACCCCGAGAAGUACACGGCCAUGAUCAAGGCGGGCGACCGCGACGGCAUCGGCGAGUCCAUCACGAAUGCCGCUGUCGAGAAGCAGGUCCUGCACAGACUGGGCCUCAAGGCGCAGACCUACGGUACCGACCCGUCCUCGGCCAACACGGAGGGCGUCGGCAAGAUCAAGGCUGAGGCGGUGGUGUCCAUGUACAAGGACUUUGUGAUACCCAUAACGAAGGAGGUGGAGGUGGAGUACCUGAUGCAGAGACUCAAGUGA
Molecule: messenger RNA, 792 nt
Organism: Anthostomella pinea
Lineage: Eukaryota; Fungi; Ascomycota; Sordariomycetes; Xylariales; Xylariaceae
Source: the annotation of a GenBank genome assembly